AUGAGAAAGUUGUACUUUGUCUAUGCGUUUGCCAUUGUGGUGAUUGUCAGAGAAUUUCUGUGGACCCAAAAACAUUUGGCGUCGUUUUCUCCACGAGGACUGGCUCUAAACAUAACCAAAAGCUGUCCCGAGCAGUGCCACAGCAUGUUUCUCAGUGUCCUGGAAUAUUCGUCUCAGCAACAUGUCAAUAAUAAGAAUGCAAGAAUGGACCAUCAAGACGAAUGGAAGGAGUGUCGCUGCGACGAUCUAUUCUGUAAUCAAACCACCACCACCACACCUAUCACCACGCCUUCUUCUUCUUCUCAUGACACUGCUACAUCCCCCUUUUUAUCCCACUGCAACUGGUCCCAUACGGCGAUUGAUGCUCUGGUCUAUUGGGUGGAGAACAACAAAAAUCAAAACCUGUGCUCUGUUGAGGAAAUGGAGAAAUUCUAUCCUCCGCACGAAUGGGAUCAUUACAAUUUUGGAGACUUUUUCAAACGAGUCCAGGCGUGGGGAGGAGACAAAUGGCAUCAAAAUUACAAAAAACAAGGGAGCAUCAUGGAAGAAUUCUACAACUAUGCCACGCAAAAUUUUGACAUGUCCGACCCGGCCAUUUACAAAGCUCAGAAAUAUAAAAUUCUCACACAUGUCGUCCAGGAACGACUGUCACACCAAAACAACAAUGACAAUCAUCAUGACAAUUCACCACCACCCAACACGCUCCUGAUUCAUCUUCGACUGGGCGAUGUCAUUGAUUCGGCCGCUGCCGAUUCCGUCUCCGAACUACUCCAAGAACAACGAUACUAUUGGAGACGAAAAUCCAAAACGCAAAAGGGCUGUUGCAGCAAUCCGUGGGAACAUCCCGAAUACCCACCUUUUAAGGAACCCUACAAUGCCUAUGUGCGACCACUGUCGUAUUAUACCACACAACUCCUACAACAAAACUACACGCAUGUGGUCCUCAUGGGAAGUGCCCAUCGGGGCGAUUUCAUCUUGCCGGAACCAUUUCGCACAUGCCACAAGAGUUGUUUGUAUGCGCGUGCACUCCAAGGGUACAUUCAAACCAUUUGGCCCCAUGUCACAGUGACGUUGCGUCUGGGACAGUCGCCCGAUGCCGACAUGGUAUUUGCGGCGCAAGCCGAUGGGUUUCUGGAAUCGGGGGGAGGAUACUCCAAGUUACUGGGAGUGUUGCAACGGAACGUUGUUAGGAAAGAGAAACCACAAACCUUAUCAUUAUCAGGUGCAUAG
Molecule: messenger RNA, 1230 nt
Organism: Seminavis robusta
Lineage: Eukaryota; Bacillariophyta; Bacillariophyceae; Naviculales; Naviculaceae
Source: the annotation of a GenBank genome assembly